Molecule: messenger RNA, 648 nt
Organism: Magnolia sinica
Lineage: Eukaryota; Viridiplantae; Streptophyta; Magnoliopsida; Magnoliales; Magnoliaceae
Exons: 1
Coding region: 1-648 (215 amino acids)
Source: RefSeq, a predicted model, not a curated record
AUGGUUUCGGAGUGGUGGAAGGGGCUCUCGGUAGAUGGUUACCUCGGGUUCAAGCCGUUUAAGAAGUUAAAGAUUCUGAAGGGUAAUAUUAAAGAAUGGAAGAAAGAAAUCCUAUGCAAAAGACAGUCAGACUCUUUGGCUAUUUUGGAAGAGAUCUUGGCAGUAGAUCUAGCAGUUAAAGAUGGCCUGAUGACAGCAGAAGACUGGAUCCAGAGGUCCAACCUUAUCCACACCUACUCCUCCAUAACUCUUGAAGAUGAAAUCUCCUGGAAGCAGAAAUCGUGGUCCUCUUGGGUAGCGGAAGGCGACAAAAACAUGAAGUAUUUCCAUUACAUAGCAAAUGUUCGGGCGAGGAUUAAUAAAAUCAGAGUUUUAGAAGUCGAUGGGGUUAGAAUUGAAAGUCAGGAUCUUAUUUUCGCAGAAGUAAUCGAAUACUUCAGAAAUCUCCUUUCCAAAGACGACUGGGUCAGACCGAAGCUUGGUAAUCUUCAGUUUCGGCAAAUUCCUGCUGAGGAAGCUAGUGGGUUAGAAUCUCAGAUUACUGUUGCUGAAGUUAAGGAGGCCAUCGGGGCCUUUUCAGGUGACAAAGCCCCUGGUCCAAACGGUUUUCCAAUGCUCUUCUUCCAGUCCUUUUGGGAAGUUCUUUAG